Carassius carassius (crucian carp) is the source of this 1888-nucleotide messenger RNA. Its product is annotated as max-interacting protein 1-like. The transcript has 6 exons. NCBI's taxonomy places the organism in Eukaryota, Metazoa, Chordata, Actinopteri, Cypriniformes, Cyprinidae. Bases 365 to 1024 code for a protein of 219 amino acids. Gene Ontology annotation, biological process: regulation of transcription by RNA polymerase II. Gene Ontology annotation, molecular function: RNA polymerase II cis-regulatory region sequence-specific DNA binding; DNA-binding transcription factor activity, RNA polymerase II-specific; protein dimerization activity. The record is from RefSeq and is a predicted model, not a curated record.
CUGAGGGGAGGAGAAACGAGCCCAAGCAGCAGGGAGGGACUUUUCUCAGGCUGGGCUCUCGGGGACUCUUUUGUACCUGUUUCUAUUCAUUUUAUACACUUUGUAUUCGACUGUUUUCCUAAAGCACUUUUACCACUCUGAUAUUCAGGCAUCGGGUGUUUUAUUUGAGUUUAAUUUCAUGUAGCUAGUUUGGUGACAGUGCAGGAAGUACCUCGAGUCUCGACGGCUCAGCAAACAGAAACAAAAACACCAAACAGGUGAAUCGUCGGAGGAUAUUCAAUGCUACAGCUGUCAUCGUGAUCCCAAAUCAGACAAAGAAACACAUCUAUCUAGAUUAUAGAUAGAUUAUUAGAUUAUUCAGACGAUGACUGCUGUGCUGAAUAUCCAGAGGUUACUGGAAGCAGCCGAAUAUAUAGAAAGGAGAGAAAGAGAGUCUGAACACGGAUAUGCCUCGACCUUUCCGUCUAUUGAGCACUCCAGCUACCAGAGACAAAGGAAACUCCGAAAUAAAAAGUGCAGCAACAAUCACAACAGGUCCACACACAAUGAGCUAGAGAAAAAUCGGCGAGCCCAUCUUCGUUUGUGUCUGGAGCGAUUGAAGGCGCUCAUCCCGCUGGGACCAGAGUCCAGCCGUCACACCACUCUGGGGCUGCUCAACAAGGCCAAAGCACACAUAAAGAAACUGGAGGAAGCGGAGCGUAAGUCUCAGUAUCAGUUGGAGAGUUUGGAGCGAGAGAAGCGUCACCUCCAGAGGCGACUGGACCUGCUGCGGGACGGCGGGGGCGUGCUGGAGGGCGAGAGGAUACACACUGACAGCGUAGGCUCCACCCUCAGCUCCGACCGCUCCGACUCAGACCAAGAAGAGAUGGAGGUGGACGUGGAGAGCACAGAGUUCUCUCAUGGAGAGCUGGACAGCAUCAGCACAGCCAGCACCAGCGAUCUGGACGACCACAGCAGUCUACAGAGCACUGCCAGCGAUGAGGGCUACUCCUCCUGCAGCAUCAAACUGGCCUUCAGCUCAUAAAACCAGCUCCCCUUUACACACACACACACACACACUAUCCCAGCCCUCGAAAUGAGUCCUGCCUCCUAGCCACCUUUCCCUCCUCGACCAAUCAGAGACUCCUAUUUAAGUCAGGUGACCAGAACACCGCCCGCCCUAUAGAAUGCCUGGUGUUUUAAGUUGGUGAAUGUAUCUGAGAGAAUACGAAUGAGAUGGAAACAAUCUGUGAUUGUGAUUUCAUUUGGGUUAGUAGAUGGUUUUAUUCCCCAAUAAGAGACGUUUCUGAUAAUUGUCGUUAUCUAAAACCCCUUUUUUUUCCGAAAAGGAAAGCUAAGAUGUAUAAAAAUAGAUGUAUUUAAUUUUUAAUCCAAACCACUGAUUGUUAAUUCACUACAUGAAUGGGUCGUGAACUGGUCACUAGUGAAACAUUGACUUUAACCCACCCAAAUUGGAUGUGUGACUCCCUUCCUUCCCAUCCGGUCUAAUGGUUCUGACGAGGACCGUCAUUGGUGCUACGUGAAAAAACCAAUAAAGCAGAAAUAUCUACUGCGUUCUUCAAAGACAACAGAAAAACUAUGAUCCCAUGGCUGUGGGAAUUUUUGGUGCAUCUAAACCGUGGAGCUACUUUCCACGCAGCAGCAGCAGCUAAAAGCCAGCGAUCUUGCACUCGACCGGAUCGAGCCCUCCGUAGAACUGGCCGAAAAAUAUCCACCCCCGUGUUUAACUCCAUGUCUCUUCUGGCAGAAAUAAGCAAUAAACUCUUGUAUUCUGAUCAACAAAUUAGCACUCCUACUCCUGAGACACAACGCUUGUGUCCGUCCAAAAGAGCGACGCCAACUUGCUCAUUUUUGUACAUAAAUACGAUAGUUGAAAAAGAAAAGGUUA